Caenorhabditis angaria is the source of this 2981-nucleotide messenger RNA. The record is from the annotation of a GenBank genome assembly. NCBI's taxonomy places the organism in Eukaryota, Metazoa, Nematoda, Chromadorea, Rhabditida, Rhabditidae.
AUGAGUAGAAUUUUGAUUUUUUCUCUAAUUUUGGUACAUCAAACCAUUCAACUAUCAAGAGGAGGCAAUAUUGGUAAGUUUGAUUUUUUUCGGGAAAACGUUUUCAGAAACUAACUACAGUAACCCCCAAUGAAGUGUUGAGAACAAAAAACAUGGGUUACUGUAGUUCCCCUUUGUUUGCUCCAGAUGACCAAAGUAUUACUUUGGUACCAAUUUCUGCAUGAUCCAAUUAUAAUUAGUAAAUCCAGAAAAUUGUUUUUUAAAUUUUAUUUUUGUGCCCUGACUCUUUUAGUUUUUUUAAAUGUUUCCAAAAAAGUUCUAAGCCUUUAGGUUAACUUUAGUCUUGCCCCCACCCUCACCUUUUCAAAUCUUCAUUGAAAUAUUCCAGUUCUCGAACAAGAUCCACGACAACAAGAUCCAUUUUAUCGACAAUUCAAUGCUCGUGCAGCUGGUCUUCCAUUAGCAUCUGUCAAUUCAGUUGUUCAUAAUAUCAAACAACAAAAUGAAUUUCGCGUUCUCGAUGAUACUUUGCGAUCUUCAUUAACCCCAGCUCCUCCACCAUCUGCGCCACAAUGGGUUAGAGGAAGGCCACGUGGAGGUGGAGCACAACAACAACAGCAACCAACAUGGUUUCAAAAGUAAGAUAGAUUUUGAAAAUUAGAACUUAAAAAAUAUAUAUUCAGAUACAGCGAGGGUGAUGGAUAUGAUAUUGACGGAGGUGGAGGAGGAGGGAGACAAGAUUAUGAUUCUUAUGGCGGAGGAGGUGAAUAUUAUCCGGCAGCAAGACCACGUGGACCAAGACCUCGACCUAGAAGGCCACCUCCUCCGAGGGCACCAAUUCGAGUAAAACCCGAUGAAUUUGUUGAUAAUGGAGAAGAAGCUGUUGGUGGAGGAGGAGGAGGAUUAUUUGCUGGAGAUGGUGAAGGAACUAAAGAAAGUGCGAAUGGAAAAGAGAAAAAUGGAAAGGAUAAAAAUGAUGGAGAAGGAUUGAAAGUUGAUAAUGAAGGAACGAAAAAAGAUGAUGGAGAAGGAAUGAAGAAAAAAGAAGAAAAUGAAAAAGAUGAUAAGAAAAAAGAUGAAAAAGAGGAUGAUAAAAAGAAAAAAGAAGAUAAGAAGGAUGAAAAAGAGAAAGAAAAAGAUAAUGAAAGAAAAAAGAAAAAAGGAGAUGAUGACGAAGAAGAAAAUGAUGAGGAAGAGGAAGAAGAUGAUGAGACAAAACAUGGACAGAUUGAUUUAGCUGAUGCUGGAAUACAGGUAUUUGAACUUGGAUAACAUUUGGAAAUAAAUUAGUAUUUCAGAGAUUGAAAGGUGAAACCCAAGGUGAAGAUGCGAAAGAUGAAGGAACAAAAAAGGAAAAGAAAAAGAAAGGAGAAAUUGAUUUAGAGGAAGUUAAAGCAAAUGGAGCACAGGUUAAUUGAUAAAAAAAACAUUUCGAUAUUUUUAAUUGAUUUUAUUUUUGUAGGGUCUACGGGGAGAUUCGAAAAAAGGAAAGCAAAAAUCGAAAAAAAGGAAAAGAUGAUGAUGAGGAAGACGAGAAAAAAGAGAAGGUUUGGAAUUCAUUUCUAAAAUUUCUUGAGUUCACGCUUUGUUUUAAAAAUUACGAAAAAAAUUUAAAGUCAUUUCAAAAAAAUUCAAAUUGUCAUUUUUCAGAACGACAAAAGUAAAAAAGGUGGAAAGAAAAAAAGUGAUGAUGAUGAAGACGAAGAUGAAGAAGAGGAUAAAAAUGGAGAAUUGAAGAAAAUUGAGGGAGAUGUUAAAGUCAUGAAAGCUGUUGAUGGAGAAACAAAUAGUGAAGAAGGAGAAGAAAAUGAUGAGGAAGACGAAAAGAAAAAAGGAGGAAAAAAGAAAGGAGGAAAGAAAAAUAAGAAGGAUGACGAGGAAGAGGAGGAAGAAGACGAAGAUAAUGAAGAUGAGGAUGAGGAAGAAGAGGAGGAGGAAGAAGAGGAAGAAGAAGAGGAGGAGGAUGAAAAACCAAAGAAAAAGAAAAAAGGAAUGAAUAAUAAACCGAAAUGCAACAAUAUAAAACCACAAAAUGGAAAUCCUCAAGGAGGAGGAGGUCAACAAUAUCCAGCUACAAUUCAACCAGAUCAAUCAUAUUAUUUUACAACAAUACCUACAACCACCACAACAACUUCAGCACCAUAUCCAAUUCCAAUGGGAGCAGCUGCGGGUGGAUAUAGGGUAAGUUGAUGGGAAGGGGGAACACCUCGGCCAAAAACGGGGUUCCAGAAGGUUCAACUACUAAAAUAAAAAUCAAAAUUUUUAUAUAUUAUUUUGAAAAUAUUCUCAAUUACUAUUUUUUUAAAACUUAUGGCUUUCUAUAAUUUCAGAAGAAUUUGAAUUUUUCAUAUUCAAAGUUGUCCCAAAAAAUCCUGAAAGAAUUACUGUAUAUUACCGUUUUCAGGAUGAUUAUCACGAUUUUGAGAUGAAAGAAUGUCAAAAUGGAAAAGAUGAGGAAGAAGAAGAAGAAGAGGAUGAUGAAAAUGAUGAAGAUGAAAAUGAAGAGAAAAAAAAGAAGAAAAAGAAAAAAGAUAAGAAAAAGAAUAAGAAAAAAGGUGGAAAAAAUAAGAAAAAAGGAAAGAAAAAUGGAAAGAAAAAACACGCGAAAUUAAGUUUUGAUUAUUUGACAUCGAAAGAAAAAAAUAGAUCAAGCAAAAAGAAAUCGAGGAAAUAUAUUGGAUGAAUUACAUUGUAAGUUAAUUCCUAGUUUUUGAGAUUUUUCGGGGUACUGUAGUUUUUUUUCAGCGGAAAGCGAUUUGAAGAAAUUACAAAAAUCAUCAUCGAAAAAAGAUUCAAUGGGAAUUGAUUGUAAAACUGCGCAGGAUGAAUUUCCGCUAAAAUGUGGUGCGUGGCAAUCAGCUGGAUUUUGCGAAACAAAUCAAGCGACACAAUUCCUUUGGUGUCGAAAAACAUGUCUUUGCUCUUCAAUAUUUCCAACGACAACAACGCUAGCUACAACUACUGAUAUAUUCAAAAAUUGA